This is a messenger RNA of Gaeumannomyces tritici R3-111a-1, 2115 nucleotides long. RefSeq lists its product as hypothetical. The record is from RefSeq and is a predicted model, not a curated record. Gene Ontology annotation, cellular component: small-subunit processome; box C/D methylation guide snoRNP complex. Gene Ontology annotation, biological process: rRNA methylation; box C/D sno(s)RNA 3'-end processing. The transcript is spliced from 2 exons. The coding region runs from base 1 to 2115 and encodes 704 amino acids. NCBI's taxonomy places the organism in Eukaryota, Fungi, Ascomycota, Sordariomycetes, Magnaporthales, Magnaporthaceae. Gene Ontology annotation, molecular function: rRNA methyltransferase activity; RNA binding; histone H2AQ104 methyltransferase activity.
AUGUCGGCGCACCAUAACUCGGGCUCCGGCCUCUCGGCCGCCGCUGCUGCAAAGGCCAACUCGCACGCCUUCGCAUCCCACCAGAAGCGACAGCACCAGCCAUCACAAGCGGCCCAGGCUCGCCGCUACACCGUUACCGCCCUCGGCCGCUGGUCCGUCCAGAACAAGCAGCUUCCGCCCGUCGAGGCCAUCAAAGCCAUUCAUGUCUACGACUUUGAUAACACCUUGUUCAAGACCCCGACCCCGAACCCCAAGCUCUGGAGCGGCCCGACGAUAGGACUCCUAGCCAACCCCGACUGUUUCGUGAACGGCGGCUGGUGGCACGACAACCGCAUAUUGUCCGCAACGGGCGCGGGUUUGAUGAAGGAGGAGCCACGCGCUUGGGAGGGCUGGUGGAACGAGAGCAUUGUCGAUCUUGUGCGCCUCAGCCACCAGCAGAAGGAUGCUCUCUGUGUGCUGCUGACGGGCCGCUCCGAGCAUGGCUUCAGCGAUAUCGUUGGCCGCAUGGUGGCCAGCAAAGGCCUCGAGUUUGACAUGAUGGGCCUCAAGCCCGCUACAGGCCCCGACGGCGAGCGCUUCGCCAGCACCAUGGCUUUCAAGCAGGCCUUUCUGACGCACCUCAUGGAGACUUACCGCCUUGCCGACGAGAUCCGCAUCUACGAGGACCGCCCCAAGCACGUCAAGGGCUUCCGCGACUUCAUGGCCGAUUACAAUCAGGACGUGAGCGCAUCCUUGGCCGGCAGCGGAUCCACAAGCACACCCACGGCCCGCCCCGCCCCGAUCAACGCCGAGGUUAUCCAAGUCGCAGAGCUCGGUGUGAAUCUGGAUCCGGUCGUCGAGGUGGCUGAGGUGCAGCACCUGCUCAACUCGCACAAUGCGCAGGUUGACAAGGGAGUCUCGGCCCCGGGCAACAGGUCGCGCGCCGCCGAGAAGCUGACGAUAAAGAAAACAGUCUUCUACACGGGCUACCUUAUCGACGCGGCCGACACGCAGCGCCUACUGUCGCUGAUACCGCCACCCCGCUCGUCGGACCCCGAGUUGAAGGUGCACGCCAACAACAUCAUGAUCUGCCCCCGUCCCUGCCCUGCCAGUAUUCUGGACAAGGUGGGUGGUCUAGGGGCGAAAUUGCGUUGGGAGGUGACGGGCACGGGCUGCCUGGAGAGGAGCGUGUGGGCCGCCGCGGUGCGCCCGGUGCCGCCGACAGCAAAGUACCACACGGACAACAAGACUCCUCACGUGGUGCUGGCGCUGCGAAAAGGCACCAAGCCCAUAGACGCCAGCAAGAUACAUAACUGGCAGCCCGUCCCUCCCGACAAGGCCUUCAGCUUCGAGACCACGGUGGGCGAGAAGAUACUGUUUCGCAUCGAGUCCGAGGACCCAACUGAGGGCGAGUACGAGAGCAUGUUUGCGAACAAGAGCUCCAAGCGCAAGCACACGUUUGACGACGAGGCGCCCUCGCACCCACGCGGCGGCGCCAAUGGCGGCGGACACCACCCGGGCGGAGGGCGAGGCUACCACACCCAGGCCGGAAACAACGGCUUCUCCAGGGGAGGACGUGGAGGCAACAAUUUCCGUGGAAACUACAACUCCAACCGGGGAUACCGCGCCAGCGCCCGCGGAGGCGGCGGCUACAGCGGCUUUAGGGGAUCCGGCGGUCGGGGCGGUGGUCGGGGCGGCAAGUACGGCUACCACUCGCUCGACGACGUGGGCAAGCGGGACAGCAACCAGGCCAUGUCUUAUGAGGACAGCGGCUACUCGGCCCCGAACUCGAACCAGCACGAGAACCAGCACGAGACGCAGCACCAGCCUGCAAACGGCGGCCAGCAGCAAAGCCGCAAGCAGCGGAACCGGCAGAACCAGCAGAACCGCCAGCAGCAGCAGCAGCAGCAGCAGCAGCAACAGCAACAGCAGUCGCAGGCGCCGCCACAGCAACAUACGCAGCAGUACCACCCGCAGCAGCCAGCGCUUCCAAUCCCUCCGCCGCUGAUGCCGGGCGCCGCAUUCUACCCACAGUUCGGGCCUCCACUGUGGCUACCCCCGGCGCCCCCCAACGGCAUGGGGGGCCAGGGCGGCUAUGUGCCUCCGCCCGGGCCCGACAUGCAUAAUCAUUACUGA